This is a messenger RNA of Anthostomella pinea, 990 nucleotides long. NCBI's taxonomy places the organism in Eukaryota, Fungi, Ascomycota, Sordariomycetes, Xylariales, Xylariaceae. The record is from the annotation of a GenBank genome assembly.
AUGGCACUCCUUGCUGGUCACCGAUUGGUUGAGUGCAAAUUGAUCGACGGAACGAUCAUUUCGGCCUGGCUCUACGAGGCCGCCGGCCCGGCGCCGGCCAUCAUAAUGUCGCACGGGUUCAACUGCGUCAAGGAGAUGGCACUUCCAGAAGUGGCCGAAGGCUUCCACGCACUAGGGUACAAUGUGUUCUUCUACGACGCACGUAGCGUGGGUAGCAGCGGAGGCUCUCCGCGAAACCUCAUAGACCCUCUGCAGAUGGCCGAGGACCUAUCCGGUGAGAAUCCAUCCCGAGAACAAGACGGUUGCCCAGAAUGCAAAGGCCGAGAGCUCACACUGUCAUUGACCGCAGACAUAUACACCUAUGUAUCACGACUCCCAAGUGUCGAUGCCUCCCGGAUUAUUCUAUGGGGUCUUUCUGUCGGUGCCGUCAUAACCGCCUGCUCGGCAGCCGUAGAUCACCGCCCUCGAGCCGUGGUGAUGAUCUGUCCCCUGUUCAGCUUCAUCCAGCCCCAGAAGCGCCAUGGCGCUUUCGCCCAGGUUAUACAAGACAGGGUAUCUCAGAUGCGUGGCAACAAGCCCCAUGAAAUCGCCCCUUUUACACCUCGAGGCGAUAACCCCAUCGGCAUGGCGGGAGCUGGAGGCGCAGGUGGGCGGGAGUCUUAUGCGUUCAUGCGUCUAGCGAAAGAAAGGGGGGCGGUGGGGUUUCGAGACCGAAUAGCGUUGCAGACAUAUUACAAGUUGGCCUUCUUCAGGCCAGCAGACUACGUAGAUAUGAUUAGUGCACCCGUACUCAUGGUUGUGCCGGAACUGGAUCUUAUGUCGGACCCUGAAGAACAAAUGGCUGCCUUCAAGAGAAUUGAGGCACCCGGUUCGAAGUUGCAUUUUGCGUCCGGAAAGGGUCACCUCAAUGUUGCUACCGGGCAAGGGGGUGUAGAGCUGGUGAAGCUUACAAACGACUUCAUUCAGGGGGUAUUGGAAGGAACAGGAUAG